Messenger RNA from Manis javanica (Malayan pangolin), 5568 nucleotides. RefSeq names its product deoxynucleotidyltransferase terminal-interacting protein 1-like. Gene Ontology annotation, cellular component: nucleus. Gene Ontology annotation, molecular function: nucleosome binding; DNA binding. The record is from RefSeq and is a predicted model, not a curated record. Lineage: Eukaryota; Metazoa; Chordata; Mammalia; Pholidota; Manidae.
AUUAAACAAGACACUUCAGAGAGAGUUUGUCAGAUACAAAUGAAAAGAAGACAUUUGUGUCUGGGUUGGGGAGUUAUGCUACCUGUCUCUAAAGCCUAGUUUCAGUUUCAGUUCAGUGAGGGAGAAUAAAAUGAAGUUUGCAUUCCAGAACUUAUAUUCUAGAACUGAGCUGAGUCAGUUCCCCAAGUUCCUUUGCUUGUAGACGAGGUUUUCUCCGCCUGAGCCCUGCUGGUGCUUGGGGCUGCCCGUCUGCUGCAGGACGUUCAGUAGUUGGUCCUGGCCUUUGUCCACUACAUGCUGGUAGCAUCUCCCCACUUGUGACAACAAAAGAUGUCCCCAGAUGUUGACAUGCAUGUCCCCUGUGGGCCCAAAUCACCUCCACAUAAAGAGCUACUACUUUAGAUGUGUAUCUAGAACUGUGGUUUCAAAUAAGUAAUAGUAAUGAAAGUCAAAGACGUCUCCUUCCCCUCAUAUGAAUAGGAGUUACCAUCAGCUGUGCCACUGGGAUGGAUAAAGUAGUCUUUGCAUGCAGCCUGUAAAAUCAGAGGCUGAUGGUUCUCCUUGUCCUCCUUAAAACACUUCUCCAAUUCUCUCUACCCUUUCUGCAAGCUUCUUUCUGUUCUUCUGUGCAUCUUUGUCUCUCCCUGCAUUGUGAGGUCUUCUAAGGGCAAGCAGAGGCCAUGUAUCCCCUUCUCUCCCAGUUAUUUUAAGGUGAAGCGGUGGUGACCAGUUCCAGAUGGCUGUUGGGAGAAAGUAAACUUGAAGAAAAGGAGAAGCACUGAGUUAGAUUUCCUGUGCUUCAACUUUUAAAACUUUUCCACUGUGAUAUAAAAAGCCCCAAAGCAUGUGGAAAUAUGAAUUUAGAGCGUGACUGGAGAUAGGAGUGUGUGAGGAAAAGUGUCGCAAGCAAACUGAAAUCGCUGUACUCUUGCUAAGGCAGGUGGUAUGCGACUUUGACCUGACCCAGUGAUUCUUGCCCCAGCAGCUUAAGGCUGCUCCUGUGACUGCAUCGACUGAAGCAAAGGCUGCUCAUACUUGCCCCAGGAGGCUGCAGGGUGAUUCCUCAGAGAGUCACAGAUAAGAAUUUCCCAGAGUUUGUCCCAACUCUAAUGUUGCACAGUUUUAAUCUUUAAAUGCCACACAGGCUGCAAAGGCCCUUUGCAUUGCAGCAGGAUGAUCCGCUCCUACUGAUUGAGCAGUAAUUUCUUCGCAACUAUUGCAAAGUAUUUGACCAAGCAGCACCCACCUUGUGUGACAUCCUCAUGCAGUUGUAGAUAUGAAAUUGUGACUCGUUGCAACAAUAUAGAGCCAUUAUGAUUUUUAAAGUUCUCUUUUUUUCUUUCCCUGCUGGUUAAUGAAAACUCUGGCUUUCUUAUUGUUUCCUGAAUCACAUUUUGCUCAGUUCUUUUCUUUCAUAAUGGCUACUUUCCCCUUCAACUGACGUCAAGACUCUGCUGCCUCCUGUAAUUUCCCUACUUGCUUUCUCUUCUGUCUCUAUCUGUGCCUUAACAAUGGAAAAGAAAAAAUUGGGAAGGCAUAUUUUGGGAAGGGAGGGGCCAGAGCAGCCUAGAGGAGGUGUUUAUUUUGUAAUUGUGAUGUUUCUUUCUUUGCUUAUGCAUCUCUAACUUACCCUCUGGUCAAGAGUGUUGUCACCUAUACAGAAAAAUGAACUAGGAAGGAAGACGUGAACACGACCUGGGUCCUGCUCUGUGCCCAGUGGCGGCCUGUGCUUUCAUAGACAUUGUUUCAUUUAACCUUUGAGAAGCCAUUUGAGUAUUUUUGUCCCCUGUUUGUAGGUGAGGAAAUGAGACAGAGAGGUUUCUCUGUCAUUCUCACAGAGGGCCACUGAUCAAAGGCAGGUCGGUCUGACCCCAGGUCUGUGCUCUGUUGCCAUCACAGAGGGAAGGGAGAGGAACAGGGGUCCCUGGAAGACGGGGUACCAUGAAGGACACUCGGAUCUGGGGUGGUAGGAUAUGAGACCUGGCUGUAAAGGCAGCUUCGGUUCUGUGAGAAAGACUAAAACCAACCGAGUUCUUAGAAGAGUGCUGAUUUCUGGAAGGAGCGUCUUGAUUUGAGGUGGCAGCUGUGCCUUCCCUCAGGGCAUAGGAAAUACGAUUUAACCAUUGGACAGCUUCUCUUCACAAAGGACAUCAUGAUUAGUUAAGGGUACAUUUAUUCUACUUGUAUUAAAAGUGUCCCAAAGAUGGCGGCGUGCAAGGAGAGACAGAGGCUUCCUCCUAAAACUGGAUACAAUUAGAAAAUUUAAUAGGCGCAACUAAUCCUGAGAGAGCAGCAGGAAAAAGGACGGCGUCAGACUGCACACACCUGGAGAAAGGAGCAGACCUCAGCGAACGGGGUAACGUGCAGAGCUGUGGCCCCGCGGGACCCGAGCCCCUCCCCCACCCCAGCUCACGCGCAUCUCCGGGCGUCCGAGAUCCCCGGACAUGUAGCAGUUUGGUUCCCGUGGUAACUCAGCGCGCGGCGUCACGCUUCCGUGUCCGCGAGCUGAGAGCCUCUGUGAUGUCACGGGGCCACUUCCCGGCCGGUGGCAGAGUCGGACCGAGCUUGCGGUGACUGGGGCGCCAUGGAGGCCACUGGCGACGUCGAGCAGCCGCGGGGACCCGGCUGGGCUGAGCGGGACGGCCCCGAGCUGGCAGACGCGGGCGCAGCGGGGCAGCUGGCUCCCAAGAACCCGUGGAAUGUAAUGAUAAAGCACCGGCAGGUGCAGCGAAGGGGCCAUCGCCCACAGAUCACCACGAGCUUCACAGACCCUUCCGUCUCCAUGGACCUCCUCGGAGCUGUCUUGCAGCCUAGCAUCAAUAAGGACAUCCAGACUGUCUUUGACAAGUACAUGAAGUUCUUCCAGAAGGGAGCACUGAACGUGCGAGAAAAUGUCGGGGAACAUGUGGAUGCAGAGGAGCUGAUCCAGGAGACCUGUCGGAACUGCCUAGAACGGGCUAAAGUACUGUUUCCUAGUAGAGAAAAAGUAAUGCCCACAUCGAUCCCUGAGCUUCCAGGAAUAAAGCGUGCCAGGCAGGCAGAAGAGGAAUGUGCCCAUCGCAAAAGCCCCAUUCCCAAAAAGAGGAAGCAACGGCCUCUUGGACACAUGAUCUCAAAUGACCAGGCAGCUGCCAGCAAGGUACGGAAACCAAAAUCCUGUGGACCAAAUCCCAGAGAAGGCCCCAAGUGGGACCCAGCUCGGCUGAAUGAAUCUACCACCUUUGUGUUGGGAUCUCAAGUCAACAAGGCCCUGGGGAUGGGGGGCACCAGAGGGAGAAUCUACAUCAAGCACCCAUACCUCUUUAAGUAUGCGGCUGACCCCCAGGACAAGCACUGGCUGAUUGGGCAGCAUCACAUGCUGGCAACAGAGGGGAAGAUGGCCUGCCUCCUCGUCGAGGAGGACAUCCGGGACCUCGCUGCCAGCGAUGACUACAGAGGAAGCCCGGACCUGAAGUUAGAGGAGCUGAAGUCCUUUGUCCUACCCUCCUGGAUAGUUGAGAAGAUGAAAAAGCACAUGGAGACACUACGUAGAGAAUGAGCAUUGUGCUGUUGGAGCAUCUUCACAGACCUGAAGCCCACUCCCCUGGGGACACUUGGCAGUUCCCCUCCACGGCCCUCAUACCCACAUGGGUGGGGCCACGGCUGGGACUGCUCCUAGAUGAUCUCAGCAGCAUUAAGCUGUGCCUGGUAUAGUUUGUAGUGACUCACUGCAGGGCACCCCCAGACUGGCAUGUAGUUAGACUUUGGUAAAGUUAUUAGGAUAAGAUAGUUCAUAAAUAGUUUGUAAUAAAAACAUAGAUGGUGAAAAAAAAAAGCCUAAAAAUAAUUUGUUGAAAGGAAUAAAAGAAAACUUGAAUAAGUGGAGGAAAAAAAAGUGUCUUCAAUUUUACUGGAGGAGAUAGGAGUAAUCCGAAACAGUUAUCAGUGUGCUUAGUUUAUAAUGCACGUGUGUGUGUGCAUGUGUGUGCGUGUGUGUGUGUUUUGCGGGGGAGGAGAGGGGCUGGAGUGGAUAGGUGAGGAAGUAAGGUAAGGGAGAUGUGUGUCAAAUGUGUGUGUGUGUGUGAGUGAGUGAGAGAAAAUGCGAGCGCGUGUUUGUGGUGGUCGGGGAAUUCACCUUGGAGCUGCAGUUGGCUUCCUGGUUCCUGCUAAAGAAUAUCACCUCUUGCAGAUUCUGAACCAUAAAAAGCUAGGUGCCGCCUUUCUUUACUUUGGCUUACCAAACUUACACCUUUUCCGAGGGAGGGAACUUUAGGAUAGCCGGGGUGCAGGGGGAGGGAGUUGUAGGGUUACUGAGCUCAAGUGCUUCCUUGGCUCCAGCUUUCUUCCACUCUCUGGAGUCUUUUCGCUGACUUGCCCUGUGGGACUACAGAGGAAAUAAGUUCACCAAGAGAGUGACAAGUAAAUAGGGGUUGCUGGAGGAUUGAUUGGUCAUUAUGUAAAACAGUUUCUCAAACAGGGAAGGAGAUUAAUACUCUCACUUAAAACUGGCAGAAAGGUUUAUACUUGCUACUGGAACUGGACUGACGUUUAACUUGUCAUCUGAAAACACUACAAAUUAACUAUUUUAAGCCAUGAAACAAAGUUUGUAGUAACAGACCUGGCAAUUAAUCACCUAGAAUUUGUCUCUUAAAAAAUGACGUAUGACAGCUCCACCAGGUGGCUGCCAACAGAGAGUGAGACAGGCCGGCAGCCACCAGGAGGAGAGAGGAGCUGCUCUCGAUUUUAUUGGUGUGUCACUUUGAUAAUGUCAAAAUUCAGUUUAGUGAAGGGCAAAGAAGGGAGACCACUGCAGAUUUUUCUAGGAAAUCUUGUCUGAAAAAAAAAAAAAAAAAAAAACACCACGAGAUCACUAUGACUCACUUUUGACAUGUAAAUACCUGAAACCCAUAGACAGUUUUCUGAUGGGCUAAUCGUGCCACAGUCUUACGAGCGCUCGUUUUGGCUGUUAUUUUUGGUUUUCUUAAAAGGGCAGAGGAUACUGUAGUUCCAUAGCUUAGUUUUGGCUUGUGACCACUACACACUUGAGUGUGAUCUAGCUCAGAUGCCAAAUGUCACGGUGUGUCCUGCAUCACGGUGCAGCAGGAGAAAUGCUGGUGACCUUUUUUAGGUUCUAGGCUUUGCUGGUUUUAGGCUCUGCUGCUCUUAGGCAAGUGGCUUCUUUUUCCUGGCCCUCAAUUUUCUCAUCUAUGAAAUUAAUGAAUUGUACCGGCUGAUCUCCAGAAACUUGGCCAUGUGUACAAGUGUUUGAAUGACUUUCGUUUUAUUUUGGAAAAGAAUAAACUUGUUAAACAUUUGAAACCAAACCAGGAAAGCUGAAGGGGAAAAGCUAAUUCAGCAUACACAUUUACAUUUUUUAAAUUAAACUCUACAUUAUGAUAUUGAUGAUAACUGGAAUUAGACAGUCUUUACUAUUCUCUCUAGUUCUAAUAUGGCACAGAUGUGAUAAUAAAGCCCAUAUGCAGCCUCAAUGAAAAUAUCUGAUUGGACAUAAAAUGUUAAAAAGUCUGGUAAGUAAAUUGAGCUGUCAAAUUAUUUUAGGCAGCACAAAGAAUUAUAGAAAAGAAACAU